Molecule: messenger RNA, 681 nt
Organism: Morus notabilis
Lineage: Eukaryota; Viridiplantae; Streptophyta; Magnoliopsida; Rosales; Moraceae
Exons: 6
Coding region: 158-373 (71 amino acids)
Source: RefSeq, a predicted model, not a curated record
CGCCGACUUUCAGGGGACAGGAGGUUGGAGUCUGGAGAAAUUGAUUUCUGUUCAUCUUCAACGUCUCUUAAGCCACUAUAGCUACCAUGUGGAGUCUUAAAUCAGAAGAACAUAUGUGAUGCUAAAAAAGCUUAAUUAGAUAGCUGGACAGAAGAUCAUGGCGGGUGGGAAUUUUAUGCACAGAGUUGUUUCGUACCUUGUGAAUGAGCUUCUUGUCAACAGCCUUGCGAACAGCCCUGCAUUUCAAAGAUUCGCUGUGAGGACAUCCAAGAGGAUGGAGGACAUGUCAACUAUGGCUGUGAAGAAAAGGCAAGAGCUUGCUGAACAGAUGAAGGAUCUAUCAAAGAACUUUGAGUCUAAUAAGCAUCAGUGACGCUCAUAGUAGGUGAGUGCGAACGUGGAGGGACGCUAAUGUAAAGUUCUGUGUUUCACCUCUGCAAGGGUCACAAAUUUUGUACAUUGCGAGAUUUUGGAGACCGAUAUUAUAAAUAUUUCUGGGCUGUUCAGUGCUAUAAUUUCUGUUACAAUUAUUUUUGCGCGCAGUGUAACAAAGGAUGGGAAAAACCCGCUGGGAUUAAGUUUGAUAUUAAGACAAUUUGCAUGAUCGGACAUUAUAGUGUUGGCUCGUUCUAUAAAAAAUAAAGUAAGAGUUGUGUCGGCUCGGCAUCCUUUCACCUCGUA